Messenger RNA from Prunus avium (sweet cherry), 1326 nucleotides. The record is from RefSeq and is a predicted model, not a curated record. NCBI's taxonomy places the organism in Eukaryota, Viridiplantae, Streptophyta, Magnoliopsida, Rosales, Rosaceae.
AUGGUAGAUGCCCCUAGGUCUGCAUAUAUCCAUUACUUAUCUCAUCCUGAUGAAGAUAUCCACAUAUAUCCUAAAAAAGACACGAAGAGAAUGAAGCUUCCUCAGCUUGAUCCAUGCGGGAAUAACCAAACAGCCUCUGCAUCUCCUACUUCAGCUGAAUCAUGGAAGCAUGACGUGUUUUUGAGUUUCAGGGGUGAAGACACUCGCAGGGGCUUUAUUUCUCAUUUAGACCGUGCAUUGGCGUACUGGCAAGCAAUGAAAACUUUCAAGCACGACCGAGACAUUGAAGUAGGACCAAUUUCUCCGGAGCUGUUGACCGCAAUUGAACAAUCACAUCUUGCCAUCAUUGUUCUCUCCCCCAAUUAUGCUUCUUCCACAUGGUGCUUGGAUGAACUUUCCAAGAUUCUUGAAUGCAUCCAGGAGCAGGACACCAGAAUUCUGCCUAUCUUUUAUAACGUGGAUCCUUCCGAUGUACGAAACCAAAGGGGGAGUUUUGCGGAAGCCUUCACUAAGCAUGAAGAAAGGUUUAGUGAAGAUGUAAAGAAGGUGAAUCGGUGGAGAGCUGCUUUAAGAAAAGUAGCCAAUCUCUCUGCGUGGGAUUCAAAGAAUUAUAGGUCGGAAGCAGAGCUUGUCGAAGAAAUUGUCAAAUGUGUGUGGAAGGAAGUCCAUCCUACAUUCAUGUUGUCAGGUUCUCUAGAGAAUUUAGUUGGAAUUGAUUUUGCACUUAAACAACUACGAUUACAUUUAGCUCCCGAAGAAAAUGACGUCCGCUUUAUAGGGAUAUGGGGGAUGGGCGGGGUAGGCAAAACAACCCUUGCUAACUUAGUUUUUCAGAAAAUUUCCCAUCAUUUUGAACAUAGCUGUUUUCUAUCUGAUGUGAGAAAGAAGAAGCUCUCUGCUCUGCAAACACAAAUUCUUUUCCCAAUUUUGAAGGGAGAUCAUAUUUGGGAUGAAUGGGAGGGAACCUUUUUUAUUAAGAAGUAUUUAUGCAAUAAAAAGGUACUUCUCGUCCUUGAUGAUGCAGAUCAAUUAAGCCAACUAGAAAAACUGGUUGGAGAGAAAAAUUGGUUUGGUGUGGGGAGUAGAAUCAUCAUCACAACUAGAAAUGAACGUCUACUAGUUCAGCAUGGUACAACGAACCAUAAGGUCGAUGUGUUAAAUGAUGAUGAAGCUCUUGAGCUCUUUUGUCAACAUGCCUUUAAGAAUGAUCAGCCUGAGGAAGGGGAUUUAACUUGGAAUAUUGGAAAGACAAGUGGCUCAUCAUCCACGUGGCCCUUCUGUAUUGGUUGUGUUAUUAGAGGUGGCACCGUGGCAGACACUGUUUAA